Oncorhynchus nerka (sockeye salmon) is the source of this 3525-nucleotide messenger RNA. Its product is annotated as protein-serine O-palmitoleoyltransferase porcupine-like. Gene Ontology annotation, molecular function: Wnt-protein binding; palmitoleoyltransferase activity. Lineage: Eukaryota; Metazoa; Chordata; Actinopteri; Salmoniformes; Salmonidae. The transcript is spliced from 15 exons. Gene Ontology annotation, biological process: protein palmitoylation; lipid modification; Wnt protein secretion. Bases 213 to 1607 code for a protein of 464 amino acids. Gene Ontology annotation, cellular component: endoplasmic reticulum; membrane. The record is from RefSeq and is a predicted model, not a curated record.
AUAAUUGCUAAAGCAACUGCCGCUGAUGCUAUGACCUGGUGCUUGGUGUCGGCGUCACGCUACAUCUGGACCGGCCGUGCAUGAAGCUCAUAACAUUGUGUCAAGUGGUUACAGAUAGAAGAAACGGACAAGUAAACCCAUUUGAGGGAACAACUGACUGAAGGGUUUGGAGCAUGCACGAAGAGUGAACCUUCCAAGGUUCUGUGAAUAGCAUGAUGGGGUCCUUCAGCCGACAGGAGUUCUUCCAUGAGCUUGUGGAGGGCUGUCUUCUGCCCACCGCUCAGCAGGGCCUGGAGCAGGUCUGGCAGCUUCUGGUCAUCUGCCUUCUAUGCCGACUUCUCUGGAUUCUGGGCCUCCCAUCCUAUGUGAAACACCUGAGCACUGUGGCAGGAGGGUUCUACACCCUGUACCUGUUCUUUGAGCUCCACAUGGUGUGGGUGGUACUGCUCAGUCUACUGUGCUACCUCAUCCUCUUCCUCUGUCGACACUCCAGUAACCGGGCCACCUUCCUCUCCAUCACCAUCCUCAUCUACCUGCUCAUGGGAGAGCUGCAUAUGAUGGACACCACCACCUGGCACAAAAUGAGAGGUUCCCAGAUGGUGGUUGCCAUGAAGGCCAUUUCUCUAGCCUUUGACCUGGAUCGGGGUGUGGUGGCUAAUGUGCCUUCUCCUGUGGAGUUCAUGGGCUAUAUCUACUUUGUUGGGACGAUCAUAUUUGGGCCCUGGAUCAGCUUUAACAGCUACAGAGAGGCUAUAGAGGGCCGCAAACUGAGUUUCUCCUGGAUAUGGAAAGUGUGUGUCAGCUGGGUGAAGAGCCAGCUGUGUCUGAUCACCUCUAACUGUGUUGCUCCCUACCUCUUCCCUUACUUCAUCCCCAUCUACGGAGACAAGCUGCUACGCAACAAAACAAAACGGAAGAUCAGAGCUUCUGUGGCAAGGUGGCUCCUGGCCUAUGAGAAUGCACUCUCAUUCCACUUCAGCAACUACUUUGUGGGUUACCUGAGUGAGACCACCACCACUUUGGCUGGAGCAGGCUUUACUGAGGAGAAAGACAACCUCAAAUGGGAUUUGACGAUUGCCAGGCCCUUGCAUGUAGAGUUUCCCAGGUCUAUGGUGGAGGUGGCCACCUCGUGGAAUCUGCCCAUGUCCAAAUGGCUCAACACCUAUGUUUUUACCAGUGCUCGCAACCUUGGAACCUUUUCAGCCAUCCUAGUGACAUACACAGCCAGUGCACUUCUACAUGGUCUCAGCUUCCACCUGGGUGCAGUGCUACUGUCUCUCGGGUUCAUCACGUAUAUUGAGCAUGUUUUGCGGAAGAGAUUGGCAGCCAUUUUUAAUGCGUGUAUUCUGUCAAAGAAAUGCCAGCCAAACUGCUCUCACAAGAACAAUAAGGUCCUGUGGGUGUACGUCAUUAACGUAGCCUUCAGCACCCUGGCUGUCUUCCACCUGGCAUACCUGGGCUCUCUGUUCAACUCCAGUGUUGACUACAUGGAUGAUGAUGAAGAGAGUGACGUGGCCAACCACACCAUUCAGAAGUGGUCGGAGCUGAGCUGGGCCAGCCACUGGGUGACGUUUGGCUGCUGGGUGCUCUACCGCAUCAUCCUCUAAAUGUGUGUCUGUGAGAGAGAGCGAGCUGGGGAUAUGUGAGAGAGAGCGAGCUGGGGAUAGACGUGGAGAGAAAUGAACCACCCCUUUGUACAGUAUAGAAACUAUUUUACUCAAGACCAACAUGCAGUGCUCAGGACACCGCCUAUCUACUUACUGUAACCUGCUGGUGACAAACUAUUUUUGAUACUCUUAAAAUAAUGCCCCACUCUUCCUUAAUCGCUUAAUUUAGUUUUUAAUCACUUUUUGUUUGAGCUGCUGCAUUCGUCCCUUGUGGAAAGACAGAUCAGGAUCUGCUAUCUGACAUCUCACUGAUUCUCCAUCAAUAUCCACCCUGUCAGCAUGUCAGUGGUCAUUCAUUCACUCUUUAAUGGACUGCUAAGAACUCGUUUUCAGAAGUGAUUCCAGAAUAUGCCAUUUAAGUAUUGUUUUCCUGUUUCUCUAUAUUAGAAGGCUAUAUAUUUUUCUAUUACAACCUAAUUAGUUAUUACAUCUGUAGAGUAUGUAAAUAAAACCCAGGUUGGAGAUUAAGAAAGUUUCUGUUUGUAUGACAGCACAAAGCAUAAUUAUUAGGCAGCAACUUUCCUUUUGUGGAUUUUAGUAGAAAUAUAAUUUUUUAUUUUAUUUAUGGAAAUAAUAAUGUCAAUUGGUGCCAAAUGUUAGCCAGUUUUUCCAUUGUCCUGUUAAUAACUAUGUAACUGUGAUAUAUUUGACAAAUUAUUGUACUUCAGUCAAGAAAGAAUACUAAAGUCUUUACUUGGUCAGUCAGAGUUCUUCAUGUUGCUGUAAAGCAGAUUAUGAAAAUACAUAACUUCCUGUUUUUGAUGCAAAAUGAAGAUGACGUUUGAAGUUGCAUCAGUAACUAAAGGCUUUGGUCAUUUUCUAUAUCCUGCUCUUUUUUUUUUUAAACAUGCUUUUAAGGAAAUUUAUUAUUUUUAAUGGGAUGCAUACUACUCCUGAACGUACUGCACAUAAACUGAAUCGUACUGCUGCUGGUUAUCCCACACAUCCCAUUCCUUACCGACAGAUUCUACAGUAUCUGUUAUAUUUACGUACAUCUGUCCACGAGAUAUUAAAUAUACUAUAAUUUAGUAGGCUUUCCUGUAGAAUACAAGGUUCAACUCAUUUGCAUUGCAAUGCACAAGAAAAUAUUUUUAUAGACCACAGCCUGUUUCCAAUGUGAACAAAUUAGUCAUAGUGGGCAGAACAAGCAAGGAGGUUGGCAGAGCCAAGCACGAGCUAGUGAGAUCCUAUUGGCCUGUUCUAGCAUGCAUCUGCACAUUUCGGUUAGGGAAUGCGUACUCUGAAGUGUACAAUAACUCAAUUCGCCUUUGCACACCUAAACAAAGCAUUUUUUUGUAUUUUACUUUGAUAAAUGGGAAAGUCUACAAAACUUAGUUCACUUUGUUCAUAACUGAUUUAUAGUUUUUGUAUCAGAACUGUAUUGAGAUCAAAUGUUUAAUUUGCAGAAUGGCCAUCUCCUUCCAUCUUCUCCCACUGCCGGCCGCUGGGCUUCCUCUCACUACCAUAUUUGGUAGUGAGUGGAAACAGCUAACGGAUACUUCACCUUUAUACAUCUGGUGAAAUAUCUGUCUCAUUGUUCUGUGGCACAAGUGCACAGCCUUAGCACACCACACCACCUUUAACCACUGUCCUAGUGAAAUAUUAAUCUCAAGGGUUUGUUUUGUCGAACUUUUACAUACAAUAUGUGUGAAGCUACUGAGGGAGACGUGAUACUUUUUAAUACAUUUUGUAUCAAACCUGAAUCGCUAUUUAUCUUUGGUUCAAGUUUAUGUGAAGUACUGUUAAAGGAAGCUACCUUGAGUAAGCAAUUUCUGCCAAGCAGACACGUUCUUACGUCGCAUUCAAAAACAUAUCUUGUGUGAACAUGUAACAACAAUAAACUGCUGGACUGAAAUAA